Molecule: messenger RNA, 918 nt
Organism: Vidua chalybeata
Lineage: Eukaryota; Metazoa; Chordata; Aves; Passeriformes; Viduidae
Product: collagen alpha-5(IV) chain-like
Exons: 2
Coding region: 275-838 (187 amino acids)
Source: RefSeq, a predicted model, not a curated record
CUCCCUCCUCUGUCCCAUGGGGAGUGGGAAGGGUUUAGUGGCCCCUGUGACACUUCAGUACACUGAGGGUGCCUGAAUUGCGGGGCAGGAUGGUUCUGCUGCGGUAUUAUGGAAUGACAGCCACGUCUACUAAUUGUAUUCCUAAACAGACUGCAGAUUGCACAGACUCUGUGUUUCCUCUAGGGCUAUACAUAGAGUUGUAAUUUAAAUCGGAAGUCAGUUUGAGGAUGAAAGCUGAGAUAACAGAGACGUCAAAUCACCUAAACUUUAUUAUAUGGCAGCUGGCCCGCUAUCAUCCCCUCAGCGCAGCCCUUCAGGGGAAAUGCCGGCUCCACAGGGAGAGCCCGGCUCCACAGAGAUCCCCGCUUUUCAGGGGAAGCCCGGGUCUACAAGGGAGAUCCCAGCUCCUGAGGGGAAAUCCCGGCUCCACAGGGGGAGCCCGGCUCCUCAGGGGAGAUCCCCGCUCCUCAGGGGUGAUCCCGGUUCCGCAGAGGAGAUCCCGGCUCCUCAGGCGGGAUCCCGGUUCCGCAGAGGAGAUCCUGUCUCCUCAGGAGGGAUCCUGGUUCGGCAGAGGAGAUCCCGGCUCCCCGGAGGAGAUCCCGGCUCCUCAGGCGGGAUCCUGGUUCGGCAGAGGAGAUCCCGGCUCCCCGGAGGAAAUCCCGGCUCCUCAGGCGGGAUCCCGGCUCCCCCGCCCCGCCGUUCCCCAUGGCCGUCGGGCGGCGCUCGCUCUCCAGCACCGCCCCGGCCCCUCAGACCGGCCGCCCCCGCUCUCGGCGGAGGGUUGCGCGGGGCGCGUAUCUUGUUUCUCCGUGACUUGCUGCGAUUUCGGUUUUGUUAAUUCAUUUCACCCGUGGUAUUCUCCCGUCGGGUUUUCAUUCGCAGGCUGCAGGUUUCUCCCCCACCCCCCCCCUUCCCCUC